Molecule: messenger RNA, 6567 nt
Organism: Mesocricetus auratus (golden hamster)
Lineage: Eukaryota; Metazoa; Chordata; Mammalia; Rodentia; Cricetidae
Gene: CUNH8orf58
Product: chromosome unknown C8orf58 homolog
Exons: 7
Coding region: 4923-5879 (318 amino acids)
Source: RefSeq, a predicted model, not a curated record
GGGUGGGGGGAGCUUGACCCCUUAGACUGCUGGCUCCAUUUGGAACAGUGGCCCACCAACGAGGGAUAACCUGGAACCAGGCCUCCAUGGUGGCCCUGCCCGGGAAGGGCUGUGACUUGACACAAUCUAACAGAGGACUCACCCCGGAGGUACUACCCACCAGCAGUCUUUGGGCAAGGCUGCUCUGCUCAUACCUGCACCCCUUCUGCUGCCUUCAUUGACUUGAAGGCCGCACAACAGGUGUGCCUGGAUCACAACAUCUGCCCUGUGUGGGUGCAUUUGAGCAGAGAGGAGGUGGGGAGCAGUGGUCCCCUGCAAGCCCUUAAUUUUUGGUCUCAUCUAUCAGUCACCUUUAAUUUCAAUCUCAGGAGACACUUCAGGUCAUCUUCAGGUGGUGGUGUGUGUUCUGGGGGAGGCAUCUAGACCUUUUUUUUUCCAAAGGGGAUCAAAGCUGGCUGUGGAGGGUCUUGACGGCAGUCUCUGCUAUCUGGCUCUUUGGGAAGGGAAUCUUGGCAAAGAUUGGGUUGCCUUCUUAGACACCGGUGGAUAUAAUUUAUACCUUUAUAUAAUCAUCUCACCUUUUGCCUGGAUGGCUACCUGAAGAUGAGCCUAUAUUUUUAUGGAAAAGAUCAAGGCUGGCUGGCUGGCAGAGUCGGUCGGCUCAACUGCUGGUUACAGAGGUGGUAAUCUCUUUGGCGCCAUCUAGUGUUCAAUGAUUCGACAGCAAGGAAACUGCUCACAGACAAGGAAUUCGUUAGAAUUUGGGCUUUGGCACAGCGGGCAGGCAGAGAAUUAAACACUUUUUUUCCCACUCUCUGGAGAUAAUGUUGAAGCAGCAGCUAUGGGGCUGGCAUCAAGAAAUACAGUAGCUGCUAAGGCUGUCUUGAAACACACAAGGGGCCGCUGUGGCCACAUGUGUUGAGAGAUGGUGACUGCCAGCAGAAUGCUCAGCUUAGAGCAGUGGCUACUGGGGAACCACACUAGGGUCAAGAGUGUCUGGAUACCAGGUGUGGUAUGAACUUCACCUUGAGACUUGGAAACUGCUCAAUGAGUGACAGGUUGGGAAGGGUGAGUUGGGUAACUGCUAUGGUUAAACCCCCACCUGCAACAAACCAGCAUGGGCCAAAAUGUGCCACAAGGAGAGGAGGAGGACCCAGGGCAGUUCUGGUGUUUACUUCUCUUCUCCUCACCCUAAGUCAACUAGUGGUGAGUUCCCAUUCUCUCUGACCUGCACACCCCCUUGGCUCAACUGCACUCCAUAUUUCUGAUUUGUUAGAAGUGGCCCAAGCAUCUAAUGAGCCUCCCUUCAAACAGAGUUGGGAGAGACAUCAAAGUUCAAAGUCACACAGAUGGAUAAUAAUAGUUAAGACUCUAGGUCAGCGGUUCUCAACCUUCCUGAUACUGUGACCCUUUAAUACAGUCCCUCAUGUUGUGGUGACCCCCAACCAUAGAAUUAUUGUUGCUACUUUAUAACUAAUUUUCCUACUGCUAUGAAAAUAUCUGAUGUGCAGGAUACCUGAUAUGUGACCCCUGUGAAAAGAUCAUUUGACCCUCGGAGGGGUUGUGACCCACAGGUUGAAAACCACUGCUCUGUAGUAUUUCUGAAUGCAUUAAGGAUGUGUUCUCACAGCUCAGAGACAAGUUAUCACUGUUACCUGUUGUUUGAAUGUGGGAAGGGGAGGGAGUUGGGAACGGAACCAAACCAGAACUUGUCUUUGGGGCCUUAUCCUUUUUUUUUUGUUUGUUUGUUUUUUGUUUUUUUGGAGACAGGGUUUCUCUGUGGCUUUGGAGCCUGCCCUGGAACUUGCUUUGUAAACUAGGCUGGCCUCGAACUCCCAGAGAUUCACCUGCCUCUGCUUCCUGAGUGCUGGGAUUAAAGGUGUGAGCCACCAAUGCCCGGCUUCACUUGUACUUUGUGUCAAGCUCAGUGCUGAGUUUUUGGGAAGCCAGCUUCUGGAAAUUGGGGCUUCCCCACCAAAGGCAGAAGGACCAAGGCCAUGGGCGGCUUGCUUCCUGCUGCCACAAGCAGUUGAGCUGGGAUGCUUCUUGCGGUUCACUCCAAGGGACAUGAUUUUCCAGGUUGCGGUGGCAGAGAAGAGAGACACAGCUUGGGGCGGGUCAUGCAGGGAUGCACAGCCCUUUGGAAAACGAAGAACUGGCAGGGUUCUGAGUUUGAGGAGCCACAGCCAGCCCACCACAUAGGCCCAGUUCCCAUGAAGGCUGUGACUGCUCAGACCUGGCCCAGCCUUGCCCAAGGGGGUGGGGCCCUAUCUGGGAGGGAAGUAUUUGUUGGGGAGUGUACUUAGUGGGGUGUGUGUGGGCUCUUUGUGCUGAGACGCUGCAUUCCUGCUGGCUUGGCUUCCUGUUUCUAGAUGCAUUCCUGUCCUAGUCGCCAGGGAGACUGCUUGGAAUCUGGGCCUCACAUUUUCCAAAUUCAGGGCGAGAUCAGGCAAAGGGUCUCCCUUCUUCCCUACAGUUUCACCUUGGAGGGGGAAGCCACCUGGCUUGGCAAGCUCUUCUUGAACCUGGAGAAAGCAGGACUGCCUGGCCCAGCAUCCUGUUUCCCUCGUUAUAUCUGAAGGCCGGGUAUGGGGGUGGGGCAGCCAGCAGCCCUGGGAACUCAGGCUGCAGGAAAAGGACUUGGCUGAAACAUCAAGGCCUGAAGAUGGCAGAAAACUGCAAUUCCGGCUCUCCUCUUGCAUGUUGGGUGCCUCAGUUUCCUGACUUUAUAGUACUGAACUUCCAUUGUUGGUGACUGUCUGAUGAAGGACCAGUGGAGAGCAGUUGAGGAUGGGGUCUAGGAAAGAGGCCGGCAGCCUUCUCUAGCCUCUCCUCCCAAGUACACCCUUGUCUGCCUCUAGGGGAUUUGAAGCCAGCUGUGAUUUUCCAGCCCUUAUUGGCUUCUGAGAAAGGCAGUGUCCAGAAGCCCCCAGCAUCAUCUGGUCACCUGGUGGUUGGCCAUCAGCUGCUGCCUGGGCUUUGGGGUUGGGGUGGAAUGGGACCAGGUCAAAGGUGAUGGCUGCUAGGGUCAGCCUCCAGGCAGCUGCAGGCUCACCUAUUGCCCACACCCUGCAGACCCAGUCCCCACACCCCUGCAACCUUGCAGUAGCACCCGGAUAAGACAGACUCUUGAGCUGGUUAAGAGCUCAUAAGUAGCUCUGAACUCAGAGCGCCUUGUAAUGAGUGCUCUGUAAAUUUUCCCAGGGCGCAGAACCCUUCCCCCUUUCUGACAGGCUGAGGGACCUGCCCUCAAGCCACACAGCUGGGAGGCCGGAUGCAGUACUAGUCAGCUUUCUUCCCCCCCGCCAGCACAGUGGGGUUCCGUUUCCUUCCGUGCUGUUGUCAAGUGCAGCUCCCGCGCUAGCAGCUUUCAAGCUGCAUCAGGAACGCAGCCGGCACGAGUGGGGGUGUUAUCCCGCGCAGCCCUCGAGUGGGGACGCGCUCCUCCAGGAGCACUGGAUUGGGGUCAUUCUGCAGCCAGGGGUGCGGACACGAUGGCGGGGGAAGGGAGUCCCUGGACUGAAGUUGUCCUGGUCAGCGCCCUCCACCUGCGUGCCGUGCCCCGCCCCGGCCCGCCCUCACGGGGCGUGUCCCGGAACCUCGCCCAACUGGGCGGGGACAUCAGGCUGAGCCGCUCGGCGAAACUAGGGAUUUGGGGACGCCCGGGAUCGCUUGGGUGUUGCAGCGGUUGCCACGUCUAGUCGGGGACGAACCAUGCUGAGCCGGCGCCGCGUCUUUGCGGUGGAACGACUUGGCAACCGGGGGGACGGGCUGGCAUCCUUUUCCCGCCAAAGCAGCCCUAACUUCUGCCGGAUUCCAGGAGAUCACCCAGACCACAGUGCGGCCAGGUAUAAAGAUGCUGAUAAAUAGGUGGCAGCCAGAAGAAUGUGGAGGCUCAUGUCUAUAAUCCUAGCACUUGGGGGGCCGAGGCAGGAGGAGGUUUUACGGCGGUUCGAGCUACAGAGUAAAACACUGUUUCAAAAACAAAACAAAAGUCGGCUUCCUUGUUUUCACUUAUUUGUAUCUUAAAAGUUUUUUUUUCUUAAAGAAUUUGGACUUUUGUGUGUUUUACCUGCGUGGAAUGGCCAGGGGGAUCAGAAGAGGGAACCAGAUCCCUUGGAACUGGAGUUGUGAAGGUCCAUGUGGAUGCUGGGAAUCCAGCACCCGUCUUCGGAAAAGCAAUGCCUUAAAAUACUGAAGCAACGAUCCAACCCUGUUUUUUCCUUUCUGUCACACGACCCUCCUUUCUAAAAAGACACAAGUCCCAAGUGAUUAUAGUUGCUGUCAUUGUUGUUUUUGUUGUACAGUGUGGAGCCCAGUGCCUUGUGCAUGCUUUGAAAGCUGUCAGUGUGUCACAUCCUAGCCCUAGCUGCCGUCAUUUUUAUCAUUGUCCCCAUAAACUCCAGGAGACAACUCAUCCUGCUUCCUGAUGGGUUAAGCUCCAGAUGGCACUGUCUGGCCCCCACCUUCACCUUGCUCUUUCUUCCUCUCAUAUCCAAGACAUUUCAGGUAGAUCCUAAUUAAGGACCUAUUAAGUCAUCUGCAUUGCUGAUUGUCACAGCUUGCAAGAACUUUGCCUCCCAGAUGCCCAAAGUGUUGGUUCCUGUCUGUUGACAACUCUUGUUGUAAGAACCCCACUCUUCCAAGCAGGGGUAGAGCCUUUUCCCAAUGGGACUGUGGAUGGUUUGUGUCCUUGCUCACCACUGGUACAGGACACACCUCAAGUCCUCAGAAAAAUACUGCCAACUUCUAGGAAUGCUGGGGGUGAUGAGGGCAGCUUGCCCAGCUUAAUACCGACUCUCCCUACAGAUGGAGCCUUUGAAGACCUGGCACAAGGUUGUGUGGUGCCAGGAGUCAUCUGCACCUACAGACGGAUACCAGAUAAAACCCACGGAUGCUCACCGGACUUUGGGGAGGGACAGAUGCCACUUCUGAAAUUGGCUUCCCAGGACUCGGGCAUGGAGAUGGUGGUUGGGGAUAGCCCUUUGGCUACCUUAUCAGGACUUUCUCAAGAUUCUCUGAACCUUGAGCCCAUGGGGAGCCCUGAGCUGCCUUCUGCCCAGCUAGACAGGCUGCUGGCCCGAAGGAAGCUGGACCAGGUGCUGGAGAGGUCUCUAGAGUUUCCCAGCCUGUCUGGACAGCGGCGCCCCAUGCAGCUGCUGAGCAAGCCUGUAGGUGGCGUUCCCAUCUUUGCAGGGGAACUGGAGUCCACUGAGGCAGACACUGAGCUCGAGGCUGGGCUUGAAGAGGCAAAGGUGGUGGGUGAUAUGGAGUCUGGAGCAUUGACCUGCCUUCCAGGGCAGGGUUUACGUUACCUGGAACACCUGUGCCUUGUGCUGGAGCAGAUGGCAAGGCUCCAGCAGCUGUACCUGCAGUUGCAGACCCAGAGACCAUCUAGGGAUCCCGAGGAGGAAGAAUUGGCUCUGGCUCUGUCAUCAUCUUCACAUACCCCGGACAAUAGGGUGCAAGGGCACAGAGAGCAGCCAAAUCGGACAAGGGACCCAGGUGAUGUGGUUCUCUUUCUGAAGGUGCAGAGGCAGCUUCACUCCCAGAGGUGGGGGUGCCAGAGGCCUUGCUGGACUCAACCCACACCCUUCCAUGCUCGCAGGGACACAAGCAGGAUCUCUCCCACUGGGACAAGGUCAAGGUGCUGCUCAACCGCAUCCGUUGGAGGAGCCCUCGACUCCCUGAGCCUCCUGCUCCUCCUGAUGGUUCUGGACCCAGGAUGGAGUUCAGGAACCUGUCUGAAAGGAUUCAAUGCCACUCCCACCGGAAGACCUUUAUACCAACACUGGUGGUUAAGAAACCACGAGCAAAAAACCUUUCUGUAUGACCUGUUGGCAUGCCUGGUGACUUUGGGUGGAAGGGAUUUGCCAUGAAGCCCCAUCACCUUUUGGCUUACUGCUGUGUCUCUGCACUGCCAGGAAAAGCUAUCUGUGCUCACUCCACUUCAAGGUGAGGGCCAAGCCCUUCUCUAAGCAGCAUGGGCAAGGAGCCCUGGUUCCCUGAGAGACCCUCAAGUGCAGUUCCGGUCAGCUUCCAGGGUUCUUCCUCCUUGUCAGAAAUCUCUGGGCUCAGGCAGUGUGAAUGGACUCAUUUAUAAGGUGCUCACAGAACAUGCUUAGUAAGGUAAUGUGCCAGCGUGUUGCAGGUGUGUGUUCAUGCAAUCUUUGUUGGACUACUGACUGCCUGGAUUCAGUCAUCUGAUGGAAUCAUGCAUCCAAAGGGUUGGUGCUUUGUAACUGUGGAAGGAUGGCACUGAUCUCCAUUCCAGUAUGGAUUUCUAAUUUCUUCCUCACACCCGAGACGGCAGCCCUGGGACAGAGAACGACACUGCCUUGGGGACUCAGCCUCUGAAAACUGAGUGGGCAAUGUGGGAGAAGAUAAAGCACAAUGUAGAGAAUAGCAAAUAACUUUCAAGGUCAAUUCUAAGUUGCUGUGUUCUCUCCUGGAAUCUAGACCAUGGCAACGUCUCUCAAUUUGUGAGCCAUAGCUUCCUACUGGGGAUGAUGCCUGCCUUACCUACCUCAUGAGCUUGUUAGGAGGAUAAAGUGACAUUAAACUCUC